CUUACUUUCUCCACAACACUCAGCUGUACCGUGUCGCGGCACACUACGCACUGAGUUGGUACACAGACAGACCACGUGGAAUACCCCUCUCUAGCUGAAGUUGAAAACGCUGCCCGGACCCGAAGCAGACAAAUAUGCCACAGAUACGUGUCCGGACCAAUCAGAAGUGGUACGCUUGCACACACACGGCCUUGUAAGCUGCGAUCGUGAACUGUCGUAUCAAGGAAAUUCCUCCAGUCCUCCAGGGUUAACUCCGCAGUCUCUUCUCUAUCUGGUGAUGCUAUUUGACUUGAAGCUGCAGCAGAGUGAGGGACAAAGGGGGGGCAAGAAGCCCCUGGGAAACGCCAUGGCUACCGACGACAGUGAGACAGGGGCCAGAGCUGUAGUCCCUGCUCAGGGCACUUCACUCUCAUCUACUGGGACCAAACCCAACGGAGAAACUAGACAACCCAAUGACAACCAGCAAGUGUGGUCCUUGCAGCCCAAACGGCACAACAGCCCUCCCUAUGACAGUGGGAAAGGGACAUUUGUGCAUAUGGAUUCUCAAUGUUUGCAUUACAGCUCAGAGGUCUUCAGUGACAAGAAAAUUAAAGGAAUUGCCAACACUACAUUAGCUGGAAAAAACUCUCCAUGCCAGCUGGGACUGCAUGUUGAGCGCGUGAGUGCAGGUAGAAACAAAACUGGAAGCAACCGGUGCGCCUGCUCCUCGUCCAGCCUUCAGUCAAGUCCUAACUCCAACUGUUGCCACAGCCCCAGAUCCAGUCCAAGCCCCAACUCCAGCCCUGUUGUCAGCCCUCACCACAGCCCCAGCCCCUCUCGGCCCGUCCAACGCCACAUCCGCCGCAGCAGCCUGCCCGUGUCCAUGCUGGCUUUCCACAAGGCACCAGCAUGUCAACUCUCCACUCUGUGCAGUUCCUCCAGUGAACCGAACUCUCUACAGUCAUCUCCUUCCUGUUCUCCCCUUCCCACCCACCGCCAGCAUCACCAGAAAGGGCAACAGAACAGCCACCAGCACAGGCACUGCCUCAAAGACGGCUACUCCAGUUUAGAGAGGCUCAACAGAAGGCCCAGAGUAAAUAAAUGCAGUUUAGAGCAGCUUUUCCUUCGGCGGGCAUCUCUCGAAACUAUGAUGAUGACUGGACACGAUGAGGGGUCGCCUUCAGGCGUGACCAAGAGCAGCAGUGGUGACAACAGCAGUGAUGAGGGAGAUGGAGAGGGCUUCUUGCAUAACAGUGAGUUUGUGAGGAACCGUAAAGAGCGUUCCACGGUCCUGGUGAGGCGAUUUUUCAAGAAUAAUCAGAAGAUGACAAAGUCAGUGUGUACUGGGACAAGAGCCAUUGUAAAGACACUUCCCUCAGGACGGAUCUCAGAGGAGGCUUGGGAGAAGGUUGUCUGCCACAGGAGCCAGCAACCGAGCCAGGAGGAGAUUUGGCCAGAAGUAACGCGUGCUGCCGUGGGCAUGGGCGACUGCUUAAGGGUCUGCAGAGGGAUGCUGUGCUUUGUCGGUCUUAAGCUACAGCAGGUUCUCAACCAUGUGUGGGACCUCAACGAACACAACCUGAUUCAUCCCUCCAAGAAGCUACUGCUGGCUGGCUCUGGAUGCGUGUGUGUCGGGGUGGCUCGCUGGCCACUACAGACCAUCAGCGCCAGUCCAAACUCCUGCUUCAGUCCCAGUCCCAGUCUGCACGCCUGCCUGAAUCCCUCGUGCUGUCCGUCUUCUCUUCUGCCAAGGUUUUAUCGUGCUUGCGGCCAGAGGACGCUGGUGUGUUCCUUGCUGACUGGAGCCCUGCUGGAGGCCACAGCUGCUCUUGGUGCGCGCUCCACCCUUCCCUGCCCUGCACCCCAAGGGCCCAUCGGCCACAUCAUGCUGAAAGAGCGUCAGCUGGCUAGCAGCAUGACCAGCAGCAUCUCCCUUCCUCCCAACGUCAGUGGGAUCAGUAAGGAGCUGGCAGAGCUGCGCCACCUGGUUCAGUUCCCUGAGGAGAUCGCCUGUAUCCUCACUGAGCAGGAGCAGCAGCUCUACCAACGGGUGCUUCCUCUGGACUACCUCUGUUUCCUCACCCGUGACUUGGGCAGUCCCGAGUGUCAAACCAAACGCCACCCCAACCUUAAGGCCUCGCUGUCAGCGCCUGCCAUGCCUACCCAGAGUGCACAGCGAAGCAACGCUGUGGAGGACCUGGUGGCACGUUUCAACGAGGUGAGUUCAUGGGUGACGUGGCUGGUCCUGACAGCCAGUUCCAUGGAGGAGAAGAGAGAGGUUUUCUCCUACCUGGUCCACGUGGCUAAGUGCUGUUGGAACAUGGGAAAUUACAACGCUGUGAUGGAGUUUCUGGCUGGACUUAGGUCCCGUAAGGUGCUGAAGAUGUGGCAGUUUAUGGACCAGUCAGACAUUGAGACCAUGAGAGGCCUGAAGGACGCCAUGGCUCAGCACGAGUCCUCCUCAGAGUACAAGAAGGUCGUCACCAGAGCUCUCAAUAUCCCGGGAUGCAAGGUGGUGCCAUUCUGUGGGGUUUUUCUGAAGGAGCUGAGUGACGCACUGGAUGGGACGGCGAGCAUCAUCAGCCUCAGACCACCUCUAGACAAUACAGAUGACUCACUGGAGUUUGUGUCUGACUACAGUGGACAGCACAACUUCCUGUCUCGGUCUGGUCCGGACGGCCUCCACGUCCCAGAGAAGGAGGCCACCGUCAACAGCAUCCUCCAGAUUAUCAGGUCCUGCAAUCGUAGUUUGGAAGCAGAAGACCCUGAUGAGCAGGCCACCACACCCUCCAAUGCCGGCCCCCCUACAACUUGCAGGAGCAACUCCUUCAGGGAGCGCAGCCACAAUCAAUUCAUGGUGGGUGACCUGUCAGACUCAGAGGGCGACUUGUCCUCUGAUCAGGUGGUAAAGGAUGUGGAAUUUCAGGGGACGGAGGAAACCUAUCCAGCUUUCAGCCACGGCACUGAGCUCAUCCCCUGGUAUGUGUUGUCACUCCAGCCAGACGUGCAUCAGUUUCUGCUGCAGGGGGCUACAGUGAUCCACUACGACCAGGACAGCCACCUCACAGCUCGCUGCCUGCUGCGACUACAGCCUGACAACACAACACUCACCUGGGGUAAGCCUCAGAGUGGAGCGGUUUCUUCCCCUACAGAGCCUCCAGUGGGACUGGGCCAGACUGUGGUGGCUGGACUGGCUGAGGGCCUGCUGGAUCUGGGAGUGGUGAAGGCAGUGUUCCUGGGUCACCAUGGAGUGGACGUCCACGCUGUGUGUUUACAGAACAAACUGAGCCAGAUGACGGUGGAGGAGAACGGCCUCAGCCUCCUUUACGGUCUAACUACCACUGACAACAGGCUUCUGCACUUUGUGGCGCCCAAUCACACGGCACGGAUGCUGCACAAAGGCCUAUCAGAGCUGGUGAAUGCGACCAGAAAGCUGAAGAGGUUUCCUGAUCAGAGGUUGCAGUGGCUGAGGAGGCAGUAUGUCAGUCUGUAUCAGGAGGAUUGCCGGUAUGAAGGCCCUACGCUCGCUCAGGCCAUUGAGCUGUUUGGCGGGCGGCGGUGGAACAUGGGUACGAGCGGGGAGAAACCCACCACCCAGAAAAAUAGCCCCCUGGGAAUUAAUGAUAAGACUAAGAAGAAGAAGAAGGUCCUUGUCAGGGGGGACAGUGGGGAUGCCACAGAUGACGAAAUGGUUUCCAGGAAAACACGGAGCUGUAAGGAGGGACUGUGUCGGAACGGACCGACCGAGUUGUCUGACAGCGUGGACCAGGAGGAGCCAGAGGACAGCUUCCCUGGACCUUUCUCCCUCUCAGCUACUAGAAGCCCUGGAUUACUGGCCUCUUCCUCGUCCUCUUCCUCUUCCUCCAGCAUGGCAGGCUCAAACCCGUCCCGUCAGCAGUCCUCUCCUAUCCUGUCAGGAAGCUCCAAGGCUCAGCCAGGUGCAUGGAGCAGCAGGUCGUGGCAUGGUCGCGGUAAAGGCUGUUUCAAAGGCUUCCAGAACCUCAUGAUCUCGGACAGCACCAUGAGCUUCAUCGAGUUUGUUGAGCUCUUCAAGUCAUUCAGUAUCCGCAGUAGGAAGGACCUUAAGGAGCUCUUUGAUACCUUCGCUGUCCCCUGCAGUCGCUCAAGUCCAGAGUCGCCUCCUCUCUACACCAACCUCAGGAUCGACGACAAGGACACAGGACUACAGCCAGACCUCGAUUUGUUAACCCGUAACGGUUCUGAUCUGGGCCUGUUCAUCCGGACGAGGCAGCAGAUGUCCGACAACCAGAAGCAGAUCUCAGACGCCAUUGCGGCGGCCAGCAUCGUGACCAAUGGCACGGGUGUGGAGAAUGCAUCCCUAGGCGUUUUGGGUUUGGCCAUCCCUCAGCUCAAUGACUUCCUGGUCAACUGUCAGAGGGAACACCUGAGCUACGAUGAGAUCCUCAGUAUUAUACAGAAAUUUGAGCCCUCAUCAAGCAUGCGACAGAUGGGCUGGAUGUCAUUUGAAGGCUUUGCAAGGUACCUGAUGGACAAGGAGAACUUUGCGUCUCGUAACGAGGAGUCGCAGGUGAACCCGGAGGAGCUGCAGUACCCUCUGUCCUACUAUUACAUCGAGUCCUCUCACAACACCUACCUGACUGGACACCAGCUCAAAGGAGAGUCCUCUGUUGAACUGUACAGUCAGGUGUUGCUGCAAGGCUGUAGGAGUGUUGAGUUGGAUUGCUGGGAUGGAGACGACGGCAUGCCAGUUAUCUACCAUGGACACACCCUCACCACCAAGAUACCCUUCAAGGAUGUGGUUGAAGCAAUCAACCGGGCUGCAUUUGUCAAUUCUGACAUGCCCGUCAUGCUGUCCAUAGAGAACCACUGCUCUCUUCCUCAGCAACGCAAGAUGGCUGAGAUCUUCAAGACGGUGUUCGGGGAACGUCUGGUGACACGUUUCCUCUUUGAGAGUGACUUCAGCGAUGACCCCCUCCUGCCAUCGCCGUUACAGCUGCGGGGGAGGAUCCUCCUGAAGAACAAGAAGCUUAAAGCCCACCAGGCGCCUGUGGACAUUCUCAAACAGAAGGCUCAUCAGCUGGCCCACAUGCAGGCUCAGGCGAGCAACGGAUCACCAGGGGUAACUUCACCUGGUAACCAUGCAAAUGAGGAAGAGGAGGAGGAGGAAGACGAGUAUGAUUAUGACUAUGAGUCUCUGUCAGAUGCUGAUGUCCUCACAGCAUCUACUGCCUCUUAUGGCCUGGAAGAUAACAUCCUGGAUGACAAGCCCGAGGGGAAGAGCUCAGCAGACAAGGAAGAGCAACCUGCUGAUGAGAUGCCCAAGCGGAUGAAGAAGUCCGACAGUACUACCCAAAGCAAAGGAAAGGUGUUUGAUAUGGAGCUGGGCGAGGAGUUUUACCUCCCUCAGAACAAGAAGGAGAGUCGUCAGAUUGCCCAAGAGCUGUCUGACCUCAUCAUCUACUGCCAGGCCGUCAAAUUCCCUGGCCUGUCCACGCUGUCUCCGGCAGGCUCCAGCAGAGGGAAGGACCGGGGGAAGAGCAGGAAGUCCAUAUUUGGCACGGCUCCCGCUCGCAGCAGCACACCAGGGGAGGCUGCGACCCAGAGUCGCGCCCCUGGGAAAGGUGGUGCUGAGUGUCUGCGGCUGAGCUGGGACGAGCAGCAGACGUCUCCCGUCCUCAGUGCCCCCACCUCCCUCAGCGCCAUCAUCCGCACGCCCAAAUGCUACCACAUCUCCUCCGUCAACGAGAACGCUGCCAAGCGCCUGUGCCGCCGCUACUCACAGAAAUUGAUUCAGCACACGGUGUGCCAGCUGCUCAGGACGUACCCGGCCGCCACCAGGAUAGACUCAACAAACCCCAACCCGCUGCCUUUCUGGCUCCAUGGAAUCCAGCUGGUGGCCCUCAACUACCAGACUGACGACCUGCCCAUGCAGUUGAACACGGCGUUGUUUGAGGCCAACGGCGGCUGUGGCUACGUCCUGAAGCCGGCAGUGCUGUGGGACCGCGUCUGUCCGCUCUAUCAGCAGUUCUGUCCGAUGGAGAGGGACGUGGAGAACAUGAGCCCCGCUGUCUAUUCGCUCACGGUUGUGUCUGGUCAGAACGUGUGUCCGGGCAACAGCGCGGGCAGUCCCUGCAUCGAGGUCGACGUUCUGGGCAUGCCCAUCGACAGCUGCCACUUCCGCACAAAGCCCAUCCACCGCAACACCCUCAACCCCAUGUGGAGCGAGCACUUUCAGUUCACCGUGCACUUUGAGGACAUGUGCUUCCUGCGGAUCGCCGUGGUGGAGAACAACAGCUCGCAGACCACUGCCCAGAGAACCCUGCCUCUGAAGGCCCUCAAGCCAGGUUACAGGCAUGUCCAGUUGAGAACGCAGCACAACGAGCCGCUGGAGGUGUCCAGUUUAUUUAUCUACAGCCGCAGGACAGAGGAGGGCUCUACAGGGGGCACUAUUCCCGCAUCCAUGCUGUUCAGUUCAGAGGAGAAGCGAGCGUCCCAGCAGCACAAAGUGACGGUGCAUGGCGCUCCGGGACCAGAACCCUUCACUGUGGUCUGUGUUACAGAGCAGACCACCGCCAAACAGCUGCUGGAUACGAUCACAGCCACCAAUGGAAAUCCAUCAGAGUACUUCCUGUGCGAGGAGAAGCUUCCUCUGUCGAAGGAGCGCAGCGAGGUGAAGCGCUGCGCUCAGCAUCGCCCCCUAGCACCCGAGGAGGAGGUGGUCAGGCUGGUCGAGAGCUGGAACACUGAGGAGGGAUAUGUAGGAAGGAUCUGUCUCAAAACAAGAGAGGAGAACUUUAAUGAGAAGAACACGGUGGUGGAGCGGGAAGAGGAGGUGACCGUGGGAGGUAGAGAAGGAGGGGGAGGAGGUGGAGGAGGAGGAGGAGGAGGAGAGGACGACAUGUUCUUCGUCCAGGUCCAUGACGUGUCUCCAGAACAGCCUCACACUGUGAUCAAGGCCCCGCGCUACAGCACCGCUCAGGAUAUCAUACAGCAGACUCUGUCAAAGGCCAAAUAUUCCGUCACCAUCCUGUCUAAUCCCAACCCCUGUGACUACGUCCUAAUGGAGGAAGUGACCAAGGAGGCGGGCUCGAAGAAGUCCUCCACCGCCAAGCCCCUUCAGCGUGUCCUGUUGGAUCAUGAGUGUGUCUAUCAAGUCCAGAGCCGCUGGAGGGGGGCGGGAAAAUUCGUCCUUAAGCUCAAGGAGCAGGUGGUGCGGGAGGAUAAAAAGAAAGGCAUCUCAUUUGCCAGCGAGCUGAAGAAGCUGACCAGCCGCAGCCGCAGUGUGUCGAGUGGCGGCGGCGUAAGCCAAUCGGUGACACUGUGCCACGACGGGCCAGCCCACAGUAAGGAUGAGAGGGCUGCAUGCUGUGUGGCUCUGACAGAGAUCCAGGAGUGAGACUCUCACAUUGCCUGCUGUGUGUGCAUGGAAAGGCAACAGAGGGUAUCUGUCUGCAGGUCUGAAGGCGUGGGUGGCAGAGGGCAGAGUUGGGGCAGGACGGCUCCUCCUGGCCUCCUCCGGGAUGCAGCAACACCAACUCCACCGUUACCAUCCUCCAACUUCCUCUCUCACCCCCUUGACCUGUAAACUUCACCUCCUCAGGAACUGGAAGAUCCACAAAUGAAAUCCAGAGGGAGUGAUGCUCACGUUGACCACUUCUAAACUUGGAGGAUUCCUCCCUUUCAAAGAGAGGCGAGGUGUUUCAGAAAGGGUCCUGUGCAUUUUGGAAUUCUGUGAAACGCUCCUCUCUGACUCUAGACGGAGUCUCAUCCUGUCUCCUGUUGGUUGUGUAAGUGGCAGACAGGAUCAGCCCCAAGCCCCAUUGGCUGGCCAAGUGUGGGACAAGGUUCAGCCCAAGUCCCAUUUAUUGGUUAGGUGACAGACAUUCGGCUGCUUUGCUUGGCAGAAUGAUGGACAGGAGUUUGACUCAGUCAGUUUUUCUGAUUGGUAGAGUGACAGGACAUUUGUCACAGGACGUUCCACCUAGCCCCCCACCAGACCAGUGAUGGCUACGUGGGAAGGUACUGUAGCCCCAACUCCUCUUGGUUUAUUGGGUUUUUGGAACCGGGGGUAGCUGAUUUUAUUGAACUCCUGAGGGAUGUGAUCAGGGUUAAAACAGAAGAAAAUAUUUCCCUUUAUUAGUGAAUUGUGGUUGCAUAAUAAUUUCUCUGAGUCACAUUGGACGGGCAAAGAAACGUACAUUUGCUUCCACAUGUGCCAUUUUGGUUUUGCGAAUAGAAUCUCGUGUGUCAAACAUGUCAUCAUUGUCCAAGGACAAUUCACAAAUAGGGCUCAGUAGGAGAGAUGAGUUGGUAUAUACCCAGGUGUAGGCUACAGUACACUAUUAGAUGUAUAUAUCAUGUAUUUGAUUCAAAGCACAUGUCUAAGGACAUUUUAAACUACAGUGCUCCCUUUCCCUAGUAUGAUAAAAAGGAAACCCAUGACAGAUGGAGGGAUAUCCUCUCUCCUGCAAGGAAAAUGGAGGCAGUGGAAGGAGAGAUGUAGGACAACAGAGGGGCAGAGGGCAUUGUGAAGGAGGCUGACAAGCUGGCUUGUUGAAUUCUGUUGGUACCGUUCCAGUUUCACAGUGCUGUAAGGGCAGCUGUUUGGGUAUUUUAGGUGGACUACACUCCCAGAAUGAGGCGCCAUGGUCAGGCAAUCUGUUUCCUGCCAGAGAUUUCUUCACAGUUGAAGCAGCAUGCUGGAGCAGCUCCCUAGACACUACUGUCCAUCACUAUUGUCCAUCAGUUACCCAAAUGGCCGUCCUCUCUGCUCCAGAGGUAAUGAUACCUGGGCAGCAUUUUAAGGCAAUGUGCAAUAUUACUUUGAGCAGGGAUGGGGAUUGGCAACUGGGGAGCAUUAUCUUUUCUCAUACUUGUUGGGAAAAUUACCCCUCUGUGUUGCCCGAAAGUAUUGCUUACUUUAACACAGCCUUUAAAUUUCAAUAAUUGCGUAGCUGUAUCUCUGAGGGUGACUUGGGUCUGUUUUCACAAAAGUGCUGCUAUCAUCGUUCAGAAGUGACUAGAAGGGAGGUGAUCAGUUAAACAAAAUCUUUAAGGAGCAACUCAACACUAACUCACAUACUGUAGGGUGUCAAACAGCUGACACUACACUGCCCUCUAGGGGUUGGAGGUGGCAAGAAGUGCCACAUGCCUGUAAGUUUCAGCCACUAGAGGGCAGUGCUACAGAUGUUUUCUGCUGGUGUUGACUUACUCUUUAAAUAAAUAACAUGCACCUUGUUAACUGAAGGUUUCAGGCCUUAUUUCCUUGCCUGCCAUCCACCAUGUUAAAUAACUACAAUUUUAAUAUAACUACAUUUUUAAUAUCAAUUUUAGGGGAAUUUACAAAUGUAAAAACCUCCCCCACAAUGUGAUGAGGGCCUGCGGAAGAAAAACUGACCAAAUUACUAAAACGUCCAAUCCCUGAUAAUGAAACAAAGCUGAUUUAUACCCCAGAAUCCUUUUGAGAAAAACAGCCUUGUCGUCCUCAAACAGUUGUUUGCACAUUGUCUUUUCUUUUUUUUCUGUAUUGUUCAAUGUUUUUAUGUUACUGCCCAUUUUAUGAUGGAGACUUGAUUGUUUUGAUGAGAUGGUCAAAUGACAUUUUAUUUAUGAUCAUCAUUUUUAUCAAUUUUAAAUUUAACCCCAAUUCAAAAUCAUUUUUUAAAUAAAUUUAUUUUAAGAAUAUUUGUGUAAGUUCAACAAGACAUGCAGUCCAAGUUCACUCUUGGAUUCCACUUCUCAAAACCAUCUACAAGAAACAGGAUCUAAGUCUGGUAACUUCUACUGUUUUUACUGUUGGAUUUUAAAUGCAACAGCUUUAUAGUUCCACUUAUAUUGAUUGAUUGUCAUUGAUUAAAAUGGCAGAUUUUAGUCUUCUUUUUAUUUUAACUUGUGGCCUUAAUUUUACUGAAAUUUGAUUCUUUUCAGGGCCACCUUCCCCUUAUUUUAUUUGUAAAACAUACCAUAUUGUUUUAUUGUUUAUUGUUUUAUCUUGGUUACAUUCGGCUGCUCAAUCCUUUUUUUUUUCUUUAAAGAGUGACUCAACACCAGCAGAAACCUCUGCACUGCCCUCUAGGGGUUGAAACUUCCAGGCAUGUUGCAGGUAUUUUUCGCAGUGUUGUAUUACCCUUUAAAACAUACCUACAUACAUAUUUUGGGCAUUUUUAAUCAGUAGUGGUUAGACUUUCCACUUUCCAUCUUUGAUCCACAAGGAACCCGCUUAUCUCAUCAUACUGUAACGGUAAAAAAGUUUCCGCAGAAAGGCUGCCACAGAAACAAGCUGGGUUAAGAACAUAUUUUGCUGUAUAAAAGUAUAAAUUUGUCCAUUUUUAACCCACAUUCCAAAAUAACUAUUGGCAGAAUGUGUAAUUCAGUGCUGAGAGAAGCCUUGUGAAGCUGCGCUGACUUUGAACACUUCCCUUUAGGGCUGAGGGCACAAGGUGUGUGCUCUUUUAUUUCAACUACAUUAACUGAGAAUAAUUGUGGCCAGUGGGGUACACUUCAUAUGCUCAUGUAAGGUUUUGGCUUUUCUUCUUCAUUUAUCAGCUAAUGAAAUAAUUUAGAGUACCUAGUAAUGAAAUUUGAGUUUUAGUGCAAUAGCAAGGUACUAUCUUUUCAUCCCUUUUUGCUUUCAUUGUCCAGAUCUCUGUUAGGAUGUCACUGAAAUAUGUUCUACCCAUGUUAUUAUUUUUUUUAAUCAGUUGUUGAUCGAGGGCUUCUGCCAGGGAUGGACAACCAGGAUAGUCGUCCUGGGCCUUAACUAUGGCGGGGAGACAGGCAAAGUUUCACUACAAAAAGAUAAACUUCUAACUUUGCAGGGCUUAUGAUGCUAAGUUGCUCCUCAAAGCCUGGAAAUGUUGUGUUUGUGAAAAUCGAUGCCAUUCAGUCCCGGGUUUUCCAAAAGUAUCUAAACAAAGAUUGUCUUUUCCCCUCGGUAAGGCAGUGAACUCAAUAAUUACAUUGUAAGGCAUUGGUAAUUUGGCUGGUAGGUACUAUAGGUACACUGUGAUCCUUGUAUCCAAUACCAAUCAUCUGUUACAGUGGGUAAUAAUUAGCUGAAAGAUGGGGAGAUGCAGUUUUGCCAAGUGAAGAUGUGUGAAACUCUGCAGACUGGUAAAUAAACACAACUACAGCGCUGGGGCAUAUUAGCUAUGACGAUUGAAUGAAAUCCAUGCUGGCUUUACACAGGAAGGGAUAUUUUCAGUUACAGUGUAAAUCUGCCGUCGAUAGGUGAAAGCUUCAAACGGACACAUUUGUACAAUAUCACAUCUUCUAGUCUUUCUGACAGAGCUGUGUUCUUCAUUUCCCUCUUUCAAACCUCUAGACCUCAUUUCUGAAUGUAACAUUUCUUAUUUGUGUUGAACCUGAGAGACAUAUGUGUUUCGAUGUUAUUUAUUUCAAUGUGAAGCCCUGGUUGGCUGCUGUUAUCUGUUAUUGUAGUGUAUGUGUAGCUUCCUGUAAGUAGUCCAAUUGUUUAAAAUGUGUUUUUUUUGUGUGUGUUCGUGUGUGUGUACAUGUAAUUUAUUGGAGUUUGUGAGCGAGGAGAACCCUCCACCAUCCUAACUUUACUCAACUUAACAUUUGCUGAAGUAUGUAAAGAAAUAUUUUACUUAAUGUGUAAAAUGUCCAGUUUAGUGUACAGUGUGUAUUUCUGGCAUGCUGUUGUGCUGUACACCACAGCGUCCUCUAAUACAUUUUCUUUCUUUUUUUUGUGAGUCGUCGUACACAGAUGCUGACAAUUUGAAACCUUUUGUUAAAAUACUUUGUCGUCAAGUUAAGAUUUUGGUGUAUUCCUUUUAUCCAUUGAAUAUAAUAUCCAAGUGAACUGAAUGUGGACUGUUUCAUCUUUAGCGCUUGGUUAUUUCCAUAAGGUGAAUGUAUACCCUUUAGCAUCCACUGUCCACUUCCUGUUGAACAUUCAUCUAAUUACUUGAAUUUGUAAAUGGAUGAUUGGUGGAUUUGUCAUAUGUCAAGAUCACAAUAAAUACAAAUAGUU
This is a messenger RNA of Myripristis murdjan (pinecone soldierfish), 11956 nucleotides long. It is a transcript of the gene plce1, whose product is annotated as phospholipase C, epsilon 1. The record is from RefSeq and is a predicted model, not a curated record. Gene Ontology annotation, biological process: phosphatidylinositol metabolic process; phosphatidylinositol-mediated signaling; G protein-coupled receptor signaling pathway. The transcript has 45 exons. The coding region runs from base 278 to 7357 and encodes 2359 amino acids. Gene Ontology annotation, molecular function: guanyl-nucleotide exchange factor activity; phosphatidylinositol-4,5-bisphosphate phospholipase C activity. NCBI's taxonomy places the organism in Eukaryota, Metazoa, Chordata, Actinopteri, Holocentriformes, Holocentridae.